CGUCUCAGCUCAUUGCGCGUCCACACAUCGCGGCGUGCAGUUCGCCUUUUCGCGCUUCAACUGUCUUUCUUCCGUACUUCUUUACUGGUAUUCCACUUCACUCCAGUUCGGUUAAGUUGCGUUCGCAAUUCAGUUCAGAUUUUUUGUUUGCCAGCUCUUGAUGUUUGUCGUCGCAGCGCGUAAGUCCGCGUAAUUCAAGUGUCAACAUCAUUUAAAAAUUUACCACGAUUCUUCGUCGGGCGAUUUUUGCAACCAAAAAAAAGACGCUUUAAUGCGCGAAAUUGUUUAAAUUUGGUUUAUUUAAUGCUGUGCGUUUUUUGAGAUUGUGAAAAAAUUGCAAAUUACCGUUUUGCGAGUUGUGCAUUACCAAUAAAGGCAGUGAUGAGUGGCGGCACAAUUAGGAGGUGAUUAUAAAGUAAUAAAAUCAAUUGAACCGGAAUACAAAGAAAAUCAUAAAAUACUAAUUUAAAUACGUGAUUAAGUCAGCAACGUGUUAAUACGCUUGCAAAUAAUAACAGCAACAACAAGAAAUAAUAAUCAUAAUCAAAAUAAGUGAUCUACAGUGAACGCGAAAGCACGCACUGAAUACGCAAAACCAACAACAACAGCAAUUCAUUGUGAUUUUCUGAACGCAAGUGAAAUUGCGCACAACAACAAGUGCUAAAAACAAUAACAACUACGCUUAAGUCUAGUGAAUUUUAAUUGCAAGAAAACUCAGCAUACGCGACGCCCACAAGUGUGAAAAUGGCCACGACAAUGCAACAGAGUGCCGCGCCGGCGAAUGCAGCCACAAAUCCGCAACUGAAGCGCAUUGUCUACUCGAAAUAUCGCGAACUUUUGGGCUCCUACAACGACAAGGCGAAUGCAAUUAUCGAAACGCUGCCCGCUUAUAUGGUGCGCGAGGAUCGCGGCUUCCAUUGUGAACCCAGCAGCGCGGUGACUGCGACAGUAACCGCGGCAGCGCCAGCAACAGUGGCGUCGAAAACCAUUAUAAGCAUACCAGCGAGAUCAACAAUAACAACAACAAUUACACCGCCAAGUCAGCACAUAACAGCAACAAUUGCUGGCACAGCAGCGCCAGCCGCACACACGAAUGGCACGGCGCCACCGAAUUGCGCGGCGGCAGCGCUGCUACGACAAGUGGCCGCGGCGGCGGCCGCAGCAGCAGCGGCACAGGGUGAACGUGUGAGCGAAUUGUAUGGCGGCUCCGCUCAACGGGGCUACGAAGCGCCCGCCUGCGUACAGAAUGCAAUGGUGACAAAAGACAAGAAGCCAUUCACCUACACACCGGGCGGCAUUGAUCUCUCACAAAUCAAAUCGGAGCGCAUGGCGAAGCGUUUGGCGCGCAACGCACAAGCCGAAGGCGCCACGGGCGCCUCACAACAAAACAGACCGACACAGCCGCAAUCGCCAGGCAGUGGCGGCAAUGCUGCUUCGCAAAUCGGCGCCGCCGGCAUGGGUAUGCCGUUCCAGGUGCUGCCACCGCCGCCACCACCAGCGCCAAUCGGAGUAGCGGGUAAGAAAUUGAAUGGCACAUCGGCACCGCCACCACCACCACCACCUAGCUCCUCCAAUACAUUAGCACCACCACAGAAUGGCGGUGGACCGGGUAGUGCGCCCGGUUCGCCCAACGCGCAACGCAAGUCGCCCACACCGCAACGUUUCGAACCGCCACCAUUGGGUUUCCGACCGGAAAUCAAAAUACCGCCAAAUCCAAUGGCGGCAUUGCGCAAAGUACCACCGCCGGUGGAGAAGAAUACCUUCUGGAAGGAUGAGUAUGUGCGCGAUCGCUCCAAGAGUCCCAUGGUGGGUGAAAAUGAUCGUGCUAGUUCACCGAAUACCGCCGCUAAUGGUCAUGCCGUUAGCGCCGGUUGCGGUGAGCCAGCUACGGUCAGUCUUAACAACAAUGUGAACAACAAUAACAACAACGAUGUCAACGAACAUGUCGAUGGUUAUAAGAAACCAACAACGACUACCCAGCAACCUGAACUUAACUACAACAGCAACAACUCCACUCAACAACAACAAUACACACCGCCUCAACCCACGUACUCACCAUCCUAUCAGCCAUUGCAGCAGCAACAGCAACAACAGCCUCAAUAUAACAACAUCACACCACCCUUGUCGGUUGCAACGCCAUCACAACCGCAACCGCAGCAGCAACAACAAUCGCCACGCCCUGAGUUCCGUAGCGUUGCACCGCCACAAUCGCCAAGUGUCCAUGUCUACACGCGUCAAACGGACAGUCCACGUGCUGAAAGUGGCACACCGCCACAACGCGCCACCGAUAGUCCCUUCCGAUAUGGCGGUCCACAACCACUGCAGCAGCAGCAGCAGCCACCGCAACAACAACGCGCUCCACCAGCUAUUUCACCGCUAGCACAGCAGCAACCAUCAAAGCUGUAUACUUCAUCACCGACCGGCGCUGGAGCCCCAGCACAGCCAACAACAGCCAACACUUCUCCCAACUCACAGCCAGCGGCACAAACUGUGCCCUGGCGCACUCAACGUACUCCGACGCAACAACAGCAACCACAGUCGCAGCCACAAACGACUGCGAUAUAUAACAAUGUCUCGCCACAACAACAGCAGCAAACUCAGCCAGCUUCGGCCUAUCAGGGCCCCAAGCCGUCCAAUGUCGGCUCGCUCUAUAUUGCGCCCCUGGCAGCACCUACUGAGCCGCAGGCACCCAAUGUUGUGCGUCAAUUUCAGCAACAACAACAGCAACAGCAAGCACGCGAAUCACCAAUUCGUCAAAUACCCCAACAACAACAAACAUCACAGCAACAACAAGCACAGCCUUUACGCUCCACGGUGCCUUGGCUGAGCACAAAGCCGAAGGCAAACGAUCAGCCAGAAUGGGCGCGUCCCGAGGAAAAUGGCAAUGUGGUGCCUUCGUCGCUGAAUCGCAUUAAGUCGCCGCCGCCACCACAGUCACAACAACAACAGCAGCAGCAAGUAUACUAUCAACAACCACAGCAACAACAACCGCAACCUCAGCUCUACGGCUAUCAGCCUGAGCAGGGUAACGGUUUUGCUGUAGCAGCACCCACGAAUUUCGGUAGCCAUGGCAUUGGCAGCACUGGCUUACGCCUGCAAAUCAAUGCCAACCCUAUUGUCAAUAAUGCGGCAACUCAACAAACUGGUCCAAGGGAACGCAUCAUACCCAUCCAGUUGGAGCAGACACCGACGAAUACUACAUCACAGCAACCGAACUUCAAUGUCAGCUAUGGUGGCAUCACUACUGCACCGAGCAGCUAUGUGGUGCGUUCGCCCAAUCAAUUCGUUGAUCAAGGUUACAACAAUUUCCCAUCCUCAGCUGGCGCCAAUCAACAGCCAUCAGCUCAGCGUGUGAUGUCGCCAACACAGCAACUGAAUGCUCCACGCAUUGUACAACAACAACAGCAAUAUACGAAUAACAACAACGGCGCUGGUGGUGGCGCUAAUCGCUCGCGCGUCAUACCCAUCGCUAUGGAGGGUGAGGGCACACGUGGCCCCAUUUCACCAUCACCAAUCGUUUUGCAAAAUGAAAACUACAAUCUGGUAGUUUACGAUUGUCCACUUGAGGCGGAAAUACGGUACAGAAUGAAUCGUCUCAGCGAUCCACGCUCGUCACCCAUACAAUCGAAAUCCUUUAGAAUUUUGCAAAAAAUCACUGACACUAUUGACGACGGUAGCGGCGAUGAUAGGAAAGCAGAAAGCCAUGUCGACGUAGAGCCACAAUUACAACGACCACAAUACGCGAGACAAAUGAGCGCCCAACAGGCGCGUCAACAACCGAAUGUAGAGCAAAUGAGACGCAUGCAAAUCGCCGCCGAACCACAGCAGCAGCAGCAACAGCAACAGUCACAAGCGCCACAGGCAUGGAAUCAAGGUAAUGCUUUUAAAAGCUCACAGCAGCACACCAUUUACAACAAUAACAAUGACAUGCCACAACCAUAUAUCCACCCUAGUGAACAGCAAGUACCCGAACCGAAAAAAUACACCGGUAGCGCAAUACCAAGUCGAUCGUUUAAAAUUUUGCAAGCGAUGACAACACCAGAAAAUGCUGCCGAGUUGGCAGCUACAGAUCGUGUUGAAUUGAACGAAACCCCUUUGAAAGCCAAAGAAAAUGAAAGCAAAAAUAUUUCUAAUAAAAAUUGUACUGAAUAUGUGAAUGAAUAUAAUGAAGGCACAUCCGAAACCACAAAUACCCAUAGCACAACACAUGCACCAUCCACCACAUCAUCCUCAUCCUCUAUAUCAUCGCUCAGCUCCGAUUCUUGCAACUAUCCCAUACCCAAACAUCCUUACCCCGCCUAUGGCUAUGCAUAUCCAUAUCCCUGGUAUCCGCCGCCAAUGCCACCGACUAACGGUGAGGCAUAUCCGGCAUGGCCGUACCCAUAUAGCAUGCCUCCACCACCACCACCACCCUCAACACAGGUACAGACUAAUGAACAAAGCGGCGAUGCCGCGUCGCAUACUCCAUAUGCCACACACUAUCCUUACUAUUAUCCUUACUAUCCCCCACCGCCGCCACCAGCACACAACCCUUAUGCUUAUAUGCAAACGCCCCGUGCUCAAACCCCAAAUGAAUUUGAUUCGCAAAAUGCUUAUCACGAAAUUAAUGCAAGCGCCGCAUAUCCCGCUUAUGUGCCGCCAUACCCAUACCCUUACCCGGUAGCGCCUAGCUACAGUCAGAGCACGACGUCGAGUCGCGCUAGCAGUGUAUUGCCCGACAUCAUUGUUACGCCCAGCACGGAUGAUAUGCCCUCACAGGUUAUAUUGCAACAUCACAUAAAAAUCGAAAAAAGUGAACCGCCAAAGCGCAAUGAUGCUGUCGUGAUCGAAGAGGUCGCUACGAGUGACAAUGAGAUGAGGCCGCCAGAGUUGAGGCGCGAACAACGUGAGGGUUCCGUUAUUGAUAUGUUGUCACAACGUUUGGCGAAUAUGUCCAAAGUUGUCGAACAUAAUCUGAAUAUGAGCAAAGAUGUCGAGAAGAACUAUGCCGGCGAGCGUGAUAAGGAUUUCGGCGAAAAAUCACCGACGGAUAACGCAUCGCCAGUACCGGUAGGUAUUGUAACUUUAGCUUCGGAGACCGAAGUGAGUUCGGACUCCGAAAGCAGCAGUGAUGAGGAUUCGGAUGUGACGCCCAAAUGUGUCGAAACGAAUGGCUUGCAGGCAAUAAAAUCUGUCACAAAUAUACAAAUCUACAAGAAUGGUAAUAUAAACAUAAACGAAGUCGAUGAUGAAGACGAUGUGACAACGGCUGACGGCGAGAGCGAUAUCUUCGAUGAGGAUGACAAUGAAGAAGAUGUCGCUGAGGAGCUUGAGUUGGAUGAAUAUAUUGAGGAAAACGAUGAUAUGGACUACGAUAACCUGAGUGUCAUCUACGAAGAGGAGAGUGAAAUUGAACAUAGCAGCGAUAAGCCGAAUACAAUCAUACAACGUGAUGGUUCUAAUGCCAGUGAUGCUACAACAGUUGAGCGUGACGACGCUGUCGAGCAGCAAAUUGAGGAGAAUGACAACAAUGACGACGCAGAGGAGGACUCCACCUCGGUUACCGUACGUUUACCAUUAAAGUUCUCAUUCAACGAUGAGAAUGUAGCCACUGUGGAGGUCGGCAAAUCACAAAUUGAAGAAAGACGCCAUAGCACGUCUUCGGAAGGUAAGCGCAGCACUGCAUUUGUCAUUGCGGAACCUCAAAAUGACUCCGACAAUGAAGCAGGAGGAGCUUAUGAGUACGAUGAUGAUUGUGAAGUAAGUGUAACGAUAAGCUUGAGUGGGUCUUCACGUUCGAGUUCAAUGGAACGCAAGCCCGACGGACGACGCGUCUCAGCAGCAUAUCCAAUUGAAGAGCUACCAACACCAGAGCCGCCAAGCGCAGCAUCGAGUAACGAAAACGUUUCGGUGUCAUUCUCAAUAAAUGCGCGCAACAAAUUUAUGGGUCAAACUAUCAGGGAUGAUGUGACCAAUAAUAUAGCGAUGUUGAAAAGUGUGACGCACAAAGAGACCAUACAGGAAAAAGUAAAAGAAGAAAUAAAGGAACCAGAUAUAAGUACGAAACAAAUAAAAGAAGGGCCAGUGAUGAAAGAAGAGCCUGUGGCGAAAGAAUCAGUUACGCCAGUAAUUCCGUCCGACGAUUUGGACUUCUUUGCUACACUACGUGCAACUAAGCUGCAAGCGCAGAAAAUGAUGGAGACAUCAGCGAACUAUUGGGGCAAGUUAAAGGAAAAGGAGGAACCCAAAAAGGAAGAAGUAAAGGAGGAAGUUGUCGUCUCAACUACAACAGAGCCCGACCCAGAGGUGGAUGAUAUUUGGGCUGAUAGAAACGAGGAUUUACCGAAGCCGGUGCCGAAAUUAAAAUUAGCCGAUGCUAAAGACGAUUUCUGGUCCACAUUUGCGGCGGCAACGCGAAAAACACACGAGGAAAUGCAAGCAGAAGAUGUUGUUGUAGAAAAAAAGUCGGUAAACACAGAUAUCAAGAAGGAUGAAGCCCCUGCUCAGGUCCAUGCUGGCCGUAAGGUCACAUUUGGAGACACGGUAGAUAUUAAAAACAAGGUAGAAACUGUAGUCGAGUCGGAAGAAGUUGACUUUUGGGCAGAGAUCGAAAAAUCCAAGGAAACUAAGACAACUGAAAAGAAAACCAAACUCAAGACCGAAAAUGCAUACGAACGUAAAGAAAUAAGUGAAGUUAUGCAUAGAUCAAACACUAUGAAGUCAUCCACUAAGGUUCUACCAACAGCGCUACAAGCAGAUUUGUAUACACCGCCUCCAUCACCACAGGUAGAAGAAGAGUCAAUCGAGAGUGAGGACGAUGAUUCAGAAGCAGAUGAAGAAGAGGUUCAGUAUGAAAAAGGGAAUGUUAGCAGAAAACUGUCUCAACCAAAAGCACCAGUGGAGGAGAAAGAAGAUGAGGAAGACUUCUGGGCUUCUGUGGAAAAAGCUAAAGCCGCAAUUGGCACAACAAAACAAUACUCAACUUACGACAAAGUAGAAGUUCCAUCAGCACAAACGGUUGUUGAAGAGAUCGACUUUUGGGCUGACAUUGAAAAGAACAAGAAUAUUACAGCUACAACGAAUGAGUUAUCAACACUCAACAAUGUAGAGGCUCCUUCAGUCCAAGCCGUUGUUGAGGAAGUCGACUUCUGGGCCGAUAUUGAAAAAAAUAAGAAUAUUACAACUACAACGAAUGAGUUAUCAACCCCCAACAACGCAGAGGCGACUUCAGUCCAAGCCGUUGCUGAGGAAGUUGACUUCUGGGCCGAUAUAGAAAAAAAUAAGAAUAUUACAACUACAACGAAUGAGUUAUCAACCCAUAAUAAUGUGAAGUCUUCCCCAGCCCAAGAGAUUGUUGAGGAAGUAGACUUUUGGGCUGAAAUUGAAAAUAAUAAGAAUGACAGAACUACAACAAAAAAAGUAUCAGCAAUCAACAACGUAGAAACUCCUUCAGCCCAAACGGUUGCUGAGGAAGUCGACUUCUGGGCCAACAUAAAAAAUAACAAAGAACAAAUUGCCACAACUGAACCAUAUUCAACAACCAACAAUGCAGUGGCUCCUUCAACACAAGCCGUUGUAGAAGAAAGCAAUUACUGGGCAAACAUUGAAAACAAUACCGAAACAACGCAGACCCCUCAACAUAUCUAUGAUCCCACACUUUACCCCGAAGAACCACGUGAAGUUGAUACCGAUGAAGAGAUCGAUUUCUGGGCUGAAAUCGAAGCUAAAGAUCAAGACACGGACGAUGUUAAUUUCUAUAAAUCUGCAUCUUUCUGGGCCAACCGUGAGCGCCAUAAUUCUGUCGAUGAAACACCUUAUUCUAAAGUGUUAACUAAACCAUUCCCUGCUAACUUGCCCGACGAGCCAACUGUAAACGUGGGUCUAUGGGCAGCAUUAGAAGCCGCGAAAGGUGAAGAACCCGAAUACAUUGACCCAGCUGUGGAGGAAGAGAAGGCUCUAGCAGCACAAUUUAAUGAGAUCCCAGUGGAAGAAGACGCAGUAGAUAAAGCAGAAAACUUUGAAGAUAUCAAUAAAAGCUCAAGUGACAUUUGGGAUGUAGCAUCUCUACACGAACCUGUUGUGGCAAAUGUUUGGGCGCCACCGGUAGAGACCAAUGAGCUUAGCAAGCCAUACCAAGAUCUCGAACAAUGGAUACAUAAUAACGAUAAUAAUGAAAAUACCGAACCGGUGGCGGAGGAGCGCACUAAAACUGAACGCGUUGAAGAGACAGAUGAGGCAAAUGUCAAACGCAAUAAUUACCGUAAAGCUAUGGCCUUCUUCACUACGUCUAUUGAUGAGCAGAAGGAAGUGAACGCCGAGAAAAAACCAAGAAAAGGCCGAUCUUCAAAUAGAAACUCGCUAGUCGGGACAGAAAACGCGAAUGUAAAUGAAAAAGAAAGCAUCGAAAAUGCAGUAAACAACUAUUACAAAGAAACCCUUGAACAAUCCACAGCAAGAGGCAAGAGUGUCGGGCUCGACAGCUUCUGUACUGAAAAUAGCCUACAACAAACCAUAAAUCAGACUAGAUGUAAAAGUGUAGGUGUGGAAAUAACAAGAAAUACACUGAACACAGAUGUUGAUACCGAACCGUACACCACGGAAGUGUUUACGGAACGCAAUAAAACACCAACAAACUUCGAGCAGACCUUACCCGAGGUUUAUGUGGAGCCCAUUGUAGAGAGAAAGCUUUUACCUAACGGUUUACCUGAUUUGGGUCUUAAGAAGGAAGAGGUUAAGAUUUCAGUACGCGAUCGAAUCUCUGCUUUCGAAACUGGUGCGGUGGAAACGCCAACCACAGCAAAGAAAACUGACGAUAGCAAAACACACUCACUCUCGGUAGAGAGCUGCACACCCAGAGGAACGCUGUCGCGUAACAGUUCACAACGUUCCGAGUCGGAAAUUGAGGAAGAUGACUCCGGUGUAACGGAUAUGAAUAAACCACUUUCCGAAACUGACACCGAAUCCGAAAGCUUCCCCGAGCUGCGUAAAAUGAGCAGCUAUCAACGCGCCGCCACACAUUCCAGACUCUUUAAGCUGCUGCAAGACGACAACGAUCCGCUCGAAGACGAAAAACUAAGCAAAGAGCUCGCCGACGAAUAUCACUUCAAACCAAGCCGCCGCAAGAUCGUACACAAUGUAUCCAUCACACGUCGGCAGAAUCCGAAAGCGCUUGCCGAUGCCGAAACCAUGACACAACGACGCGAACGACUCUCACUGCCACUACGUAAAAACACCAGCAUCGAUGCGGAUAAUCCCUCGACACCCAACAGUCCAGCCUCACCGAUUAUGGGACAACCGUCCAGUAACACUAGCGUCAGCGAUAAACUAGUCAAUGAAUUGGUGCAGAGUCUGCUAUUGAAACGCGAUAGCAGCCAUUUGCGUCAAAUGCCCAUGGAAAAGCUGCAGGCAGCUGCCAAACGUGUGCUUGAAGAGGAGCUGGACUCAUUGGAAAAUACAUCGGUCGAGACGACACCGGCGCUCACACCAAACGACAUCAAAAACGACAAAAGCUAUGCCGACUACUAUGAUACAUGGACGCACGCGAACGGCAGCGUCGUGGACGGCAUGCCCCCAAAAGCGUAUCGCGCUAUGCAAGAUGCGCAGCGGCGUAGUCCUUGGUCCGUGCGUUGUCCACGUGUACUCAGCUCGAAAACGAUAAAUCGCGAUUUGGCGCGUGUAACCGAGUCGCCGGAGAUUUUCGCACGAAAUAGCAAAAGUCCCGACUGUCUCUCGCAAUCGCGCGAGGGCUCGGUGAGUCGUUGGCGCAAAGUUUAGCGAGCUCAUUAGGGUGGCGGCACAUACACAACGGGCGAGCGUCGUCAAAACUGGGGGAAAUCGUAAAUGCUUAAGUAAAAUAGCUGUUUAAAGUAUAGUUGUAGGAAAAUACAAAUAACGGUGAUGCAAAUUAAAAAUUUGAAAUGAAAUCUGUUGUGAAAGGCGGAAUGCGCUUCUGGUGCAUGGCACCAAAGUAAUCUAAAAAAUCAAAAAUUAAAAAAAAAAUGUCUCAUUGCGACAGCUGCGCUGUAGGCAAGAGACACACAUAUGCAAGCCAACAAUUUAAUAAAUUUACUAGUUUUUUUAUUAGCUGGGUGGUAGCACCAACUCGCACAGUUCAAGCAACCCAAACACUGCCUUUUUGUACUCAGUUAAUGGAAAAAGUUUAAACAUAGCAAAGUUGGCGCAUAGAGUGUGCUCAACUUUGAAUUUAUUGUAAAUAAAAGUAAUUUUAAAUAUUUCAUAAAAACAUAAAGUGAUAGCCGCGUUAAUCUUUUUUUUAAUGCAAAACACUUUUGUAAGCAGAAUUUUACAUUUAGCCAGCCAGAUUUUGCAUUUUGCCGAAUCAUUCAUGCUCUCAAAAUAACCCAACCAGACCGCACAGUCACACAAAUCAUACAAACAUAAAAAGUACACAUUUCUGCCAAAAACAAACGAAUCAGCAAAAUAAAAAAAUAAGAAAAAUUAACAGUAAAUAAAAAAUAAAAAUUGUAAAAUCUGCAACAUUUCGAGAAAAAAUCAAAAAAUAUAAAAAUUAACUAAAACACCAGCAAUAAUACAGUCGACCAGCAAAAAAAAACAAAGAAAAAUCGUUCAUUCGUUCGUUCGUUACCUCAGUGCCUUCAUACAAGCACACAUACAUGCACACAUGUGUAUAUCGUGCAAAAUCACGUACUACACACAUACUUCUAUGUAAAUAUGUACAGAGCUAAAUCGAGAAAAUAUCGUUAAAUCGUCCAACCAAUCAAGUCAUGCAAUCAAAAAACACCUCAGUCAAGUGUAAAAAUUGUAGGUCAGUCGUAAACAGCCAAACACACACACACAAGCGUACGCACAAAGAAAAAGCGCGUAAACAGCAAUUCGGCCGUCUUUUGUAAAUUGCGAAACCAAAAUUUAUCAUAAAACGUUAAACCAAAAAUUUUCUUCUUCAACGAACAAAGUAUUUUGCCAAGCUCAUUCAAAAUCCUAAGGGCCUGGACAAUCAGAUCUAUAAUUAUUUCUCAUUCUUAUAGAAAUUGGUUAUAGAUUUUUUUAAAUGAAUAUAAAGAAAUAAAAAUUUCGUUUAUAUAUAUUUUUUGUCCAACAUUAGUACAUUAGUGCUUACUAAGACGACAUUAACACUUUGGAGUUUGGCGAUGAAGUAUAAUUAUAAGCCCUAAACAGUUUUUGGGGGGACUAACGGCAGUUUAUGAAUAACGAAUUAUUAAUCACUUAAAAACUUAAGCAAAAAAAGAUGUUUGAAUUGUACGCUAACUGAGGGGGGGUGAAACAUAUUUGAAAUGUUAAACUUUUUGUUUGCACAAGAGAACGAUAAUUAUUAAACAACAACAACAAACAGAAGCAUAUAAAAACAAAGGCAGGUUGAAAAAGGUAACGAAA
Messenger RNA from Bactrocera neohumeralis, 11352 nucleotides. RefSeq names its product protein piccolo. NCBI's taxonomy places the organism in Eukaryota, Metazoa, Arthropoda, Insecta, Diptera, Tephritidae. The record is from RefSeq and is a predicted model, not a curated record. The transcript is spliced from 13 exons. Gene Ontology annotation, molecular function: MAP kinase scaffold activity. The coding region runs from base 745 to 9753 and encodes 3002 amino acids.